CCUCCCCCUAGAAGUUCAUAAGCUUUGAGGAGAGGAUGUGUUGGCAUCUACGUCGGAAUCUGCCUGCACCUGUUGUUAAUUUGCCUGACACUGCUGCUGGACACCAUGCGUACGCCGGGUCUACAUAUAUUUGGGAUGGUGUUUGCUCCCUGCGGCUUGCUGCUGGAUCUGAUCAGCACUGCAGCUCCGAACUGGAGAGUACUCAGUAAUAUUCCGAAUCAAGCGACUGAUAUGAUACUACAGCAGGGAAUCUGGGAUAUAUGCCGAGCUUCCACAAUUACCACCACGGUAACGUGUAGCCAGCCAGACACAACUUACUUCAGCCAACAGAUAAUCCCAGUCGCCAAGGGCUUGAUGAUCGCAUCUCUGCUGGUCACACUGCUGGGCAUUGCAGUGGCCACAUUCGGAGUUAGAUGCUGGAGAGAUCGGCCAAACUGGAUAAUCGCAGGAAUUGGGGGUAUUUUUAUAUUUCUCUCUGGUGUCAUGACUCUGAUUCCCAUUUCGUGGUACACGAACAUCAUAACAACCAUCCCAUCAGUGACCUCUAGCAUUGCACCGGGAUAUUGCAUUGUUCUGGGUUUCAUCGGCGGCAUCAUGGAAGUUCUCGGCGGAGCAGCCCUGAUAAUCGGAAUGUGCUCUUGCUGCGGCGGGUGGAACCGGGGAGAGAGACGUUCGAACAACAAAACCACUUACUUCCACAGCACAGCGGCCAUGCCCCGGAGGAUCGAGGUGCCCAGCAUCAGCAGGACCAGGAGCGAAGCCAGCAGCGUCCCGUACUCCAGAGACACUCUGUACGAGCGGGACUUUCCUCGGGCAAAGACUCCGGGGAGGAUCAACACCACGUACAGUAGCAGAAUGUGCGACGCUGAUUUGACAGCUGCGCUGUUUUCGUCCGUUUUUGUUACCGAAUCCUAUUACUUAACCCCAGUAUUUCGAAGCGAAUUUCGUGAACGUUGUACUGUGAUCGCGAUGCCAGACGUGUGUAUCCUGGCGCUCGGAGUGGUGGCCAGCUUUUUGGGCUGGCUCUUCAACCUGAUCGCCACCGGCGCGCCCGCCUGGAGGGCUGUAGGGUCGAUCCUGGGAGUACCUCUAGAGACGAUUAUUCACCAGGGCCUUUGGGACAUUUGUACUGAGGUCCCUGGGGGUGGCCUCACUUGCCAGCAGAAGGACGCGCAGUACUUCGCCGAGGAAGUUGUGAUAGCGGCCAGAGGUCUCAUGAUAACCUCGGUCGUUCUCACCGGCAUUGCUCAGAUACUGACUGUGCUGGGAUUUCGCUGCUGGCGCCGCACGCCAGACUUCCUGCUCGCGGGUCUGGGCGGCGUGGCCGUGUUCUGCGGCGGUGUUUUUUCGCUCGUCCCGCUUGCCUGGUACACAAGUCAGCUGAAAGUAAUGGAAAGCAGCGGCACGGAACUGCAUGCAGAUUACUGCAUUGUGCUGGGAUUCAUUGGCAGCAGUUUUCAGUUGAUCGGAGGAGCCUGUUUAAUGGCCUUCUUCUACAACUUCUGUAGGACGAGGAGAAACGCUGGAUAGAUCACGUCUGUGGAGUGUAACCCGACGCACAGGACUGGAGUCACAAUGCAAGGAUACACUAAUCGUAGCCAUCGAGAAGUUGAACACGGAAAUCCAGACUUGGACAUUCACCCGUGACACUUGAAUACCAACACGAAGAUGUCCGUCCCGACAGCCCAUCCUUCUGGCGGAACCGGACUAUGACGUAUAGUCAAACAUUUGUGAUGCGAAUGUUUAUACAGUGAAUUAUACUCCAAGUAGUUAGGUGGUACAAUUAAGCCGCUUGAAAACUGUUGUAUGCACUAUUCAAGCACUUUAGGGUAAUGUUAUGAAAGUGGAAUUAAAUUAGUACAAAGUAAUAUAGGCCUAAUCGAAAGGGAGUUUUUUUAAUUGACUUUCAUGUUAAAGCAUACAACAUACUCUGUAUGUAUCGUAAAAUACCUUGACCACAUGGUCUCCGUUCUGGGUGGGGCCAUGUGUGGUGAAUUUAAUGCUGCCCCCCUAAUUUCUGAGGUUGUUUUUUUACGGUAUUACUGAAGGACUGAGUUGUUGAUUGUAGGUCGAUUUACAAUACAAAGAAGUAUUUGAUAAAUGCAUUACUAGGAAUUUUGUCAAUAAAAUUUCAAACAUCA
Molecule: messenger RNA, 2141 nt
Organism: Paramormyrops kingsleyae
Lineage: Eukaryota; Metazoa; Chordata; Actinopteri; Osteoglossiformes; Mormyridae
Product: claudin-23-like
Cellular component (GO): membrane; bicellular tight junction
Molecular function (GO): structural molecule activity
Source: RefSeq, a predicted model, not a curated record